Molecule: messenger RNA, 1263 nt
Organism: Desarmillaria tabescens
Lineage: Eukaryota; Fungi; Basidiomycota; Agaricomycetes; Agaricales; Physalacriaceae
Exons: 4
Coding region: 1-1263 (420 amino acids)
Molecular function (GO): protein binding
Source: RefSeq, a predicted model, not a curated record
AUGAACGACACACUCUACAACUUACCCGACGAUGUGCUGAUCUACAUUAUCGCGUUUCUAUCUGUUACUGACAUCCUUCUCCUCCGCCAAACAUGCAAACGAUUCAACGCGCUCACAAAACUACACAUCGUCUGGACAAACGCAUUCAAACUCGAUAUCCUCUCCAAUGAUUAUCCCGUUCCCAUUGAUGACACCGAUCUGGAGCAGCGCACGCGCCACGCUUACCGACUCGCGUCUCGAUGGCUCGCAGACUCCCCUCUGAUGCCAGCGAGCGAGACAGGUUUCACUGGCUCGACCGUAUCCGAGAUCAAAUUCAUACCAGGCCGACAGCACAAAUGGUUGCUGACCGUAUCGAAAGGGAUCUGGUCGGUGCUGACGAUCUGGGAUAUCACGCGCGGGCACAAGUGUUCGGAGUGGUCGCCAAGAGGCGCGCUGUUCACUGGGGUGAAGCUGAACACAGAUACAGAGUCUGAGGCGAGUAUCGCUGUAGCGUUAGAUGGAUCACAGAGGACCGCGCUCCUGCAGCUGGAUGACGAUGGAACCUUGCAUAAAAUCCACAUGUUCGACAUCGACCUCCGGCCGGUCACUCUGACUGGCGAUAUUAUAGCCCUCAGCGAUGACUUCUCCAAGACACUGAUCUACAACUGGAAGACGGACGAGCGAGCCUACCUCGAUGAAGGAGGCGACAUGCAGGUAACCUACGACCACUGCAUCCAAAUUAUCUUCACUGCACUAAACAUCCUCGUCAUCCGCGCGCGUUCCAUCAACCUGUACACUACCCCACCCUUCCUCCACGGGCAAACACACUCUCCCAUUGCCUCCUACUCUUUCGGCUGGGUCGACGGCGCCAGCGCAACUCCCGCUUCGAUCCUCAUCCGCUCUGAGAGCGAUAACCCUUGGGCAUCAGAACUCAACUCGUUCGAACUAUAUUCCCUCUCUUCCUUCCCACCAACACUCACCAGCAAGAUAUCCUCCCGGCGCGGUGCUCUUCGAUGUACAGAUGUCAUCCUAGGGAAACGUGGGACUGCAGUAUGGAUACGCCCCCAUGAUCGUGCGAUGGUCUCGCACUGGGAGGAACACGAUGGGUGCGAGACGCUCAUGGCUGCCGUAUUCCCUGGCCCGCUCAACUCCUCCGGACAAGUCCGUGUUCGUGAGGUAUGCUCGAACCCGUUGAAUAACUGGACCGCAUUGGAUUAUGACGAAGAACUUGGGAGGAUCGCCCUUGGGUCGGGGUUUGGGAAGAUUAAGAUUGUCCAGUUGUAG